This is a messenger RNA of Phycomyces blakesleeanus NRRL 1555(-), 498 nucleotides long. RefSeq lists its product as hypothetical. The record is from RefSeq and is a predicted model, not a curated record. The coding region runs from base 1 to 498 and encodes 165 amino acids. Lineage: Eukaryota; Fungi; Mucoromycota; Mucoromycetes; Mucorales; Phycomycetaceae. The transcript is spliced from 2 exons.
AUGAGCCGUCGCCAACACGAACAGCACGUUCGCAUCCAUACGCUCACACGGUUCGACACCAAGUCCUCCUUCAACUCCUUCAGCUCCCUACUGCCACCUUCCACUCCUAUUCACUCCGACGUCCUAUCUCCUCGCCAUCCUUUCUACUUGCCCACGCCUUCCCCCAAAACUCUCUUCCUCUACUCGCACAGCACCACAUCCCCCUCACCACAUCCCCCUCACCACAUCCACUUCACCACAUCCACUUCACCACAUCCACUUCACCACAUCCCUCUCACCGCAUCCCUCUCACCACAGGCUCCUACGCUUACAUCUGCCUCUUUUCCUAAUAACAUUCCUCCCUUCCAUCAUUCCCACCCACAACCGCCCUCUCCUCUUCGUCGUUUCCACUCUCGGUUGCUGCCAUCUGGGCGUCUCGUCGUCUGGUCUUCCGGUCUUCCGGUCUUCCAGUCUUCUGUUCAUCCGGCCACAACGCUACUCCUACUUGUCAUGAAUUAG